AUGACUAUAGAUAAUGACUUAUGGGAUAUUAUGAGUUCUUCCUCCUCGAGGAAACCUAAUAAGCAAUCUGGAUCUCUGAUAUUCAAUGUAAAUUUACCUAAAAAGAGGCCGAAAUCGAAAAUUCACAUCCAUGGUCUCAAUAACGAAAGCGAAGACUUCUUAGAUUUGAUUGGUAGGUCAACUAAAAAAAAGAGAAUUGAAGAUGAAAUACAAAUAGAAUUGAAUAAGAAGAAAGAUAGACCUCCAUUGGGUAAGAAGAUUGACUUAAUGAGUAUGAGCUCGCUAUUGAGUUCCCAGGAGAGUCAACUGAAAUCACAGAGGGAACCAUUGACGUUGAACAGGGCUACUUCACACACCAAUGACGGUGUGAAGAGUGAUAAAGUUCAAUCUGAAAAUGAAGAAGAAAUUGCUGGUGAGGAUGAUAACGAAGAUGAUAUCCAGAUGAAGAUAGUGACCGAAGAUAGACGUUCAAAAGAUGCCCUAGGAAUAUCGAGUGAUAACGCCGCAGUUCAAUUAGAAGCAUACCCUGAGCAGAAUCUGAUUCUAGGUGGUAUACUAAACUAUGAAAAACAGGUUAUUCCGGAGGAAAGUGUCAAUAAUACGCAGGAAAAUGAAGAAGAAGAGGAAGAAGAAGAAGAAGUAAAAGAAACAGUGCACCAAAGAGAUGCCGACGGAGAUUACAAUGAAGCAGACGAUAUAGAGGAUUUGCCUGUCUCAACCAAUUCACUCUCUCCUGAUUUGAUCGAUGAUAGUGAAGACGAACCUGAUAUAAUAAUACCUAGCACUGAAGUUAUGGAACAGCUUCUGAGCCAAAUACGACGGAGUCACGAUGAAGUGCCCAACCAAACGCAUGACGAUUUUGACCACUCUGUCCCAGCAACUAGUGUCAUACAGGGAGCCCAAAAAGAAGCUCCUAAUAGCACUAAAUAUAAGCAGAUUGAUUUAGUGCCAGCUAUUUCUAAAGAGUCAACUGCAAAGAAUAUCUCACCAGAUUUUGAUACUGAAACUUCUGAAAGACAAUCUAAAGGAACUUCUUCAAUAAAAGUUACUAAGGUGACAAUUCCGAAGAAGGCUAAAGUCUCAUUAGCUUCUUUAUGCUCCAAGACGAACAAUUCUCAAAUAUCCCAUAGGGUUGGACUUUCUAAAAAGUUUAGAGUAGACUCGCUACAUAAUUAUUUAACUAAAUAA
This is a messenger RNA of Dujonia railenensis, 1188 nucleotides long. The record is from the annotation of a GenBank genome assembly. NCBI's taxonomy places the organism in Eukaryota, Fungi, Ascomycota, Pichiomycetes, Serinales, Debaryomycetaceae.